GCUCGCAGUCACGCCGCAGAUCGAUUCUGUUGUCGGACGGAGCAGAACCUCCGGCCGGCGGCUUUCGCUUCUUGCCCUCCUCGUUGACCUGCACCGCAUCGGGGAGCUUAGCGGCUUGAAAGGCCAUUAUGUGCGGCAUAUCGGAAAAGAUAUUUCUUGGUAUAUCUUUUCUCUCGUGUAACAAUGACGGCGACCGGAUCUACCGGCGCCAGAAUGCUGGGGGAGAUUGAGGAAACGACGCUUGAAGAGAUACUCAAUUCGCUUCGGGUAUCCAUCGCCGCCCUCGAUGCAGAAACACAGCCUGUGACAGGCCCAAAUCCACCAUCGACAUCGAUAAUAACAACUCCCGACAGCAAACGGAGGGGACCGCCACAACCAAAAACCUUCCCCAUCGCACCUCUCAACGACCUAGCAGCCCGCCAUGGCCGCGCGACCGGCUCAGCAUUGGUGUCCAUCUCGGGCCGCCACCUCGCCCUGCUGCACCUCCUGAUCGCGACCCUGAUCGCUCCGCCGCACAGCAAGGCCGUCGUCGUGGUCGACCUCGAUGGUCGCUUCGAUCCAGUUCGGGUGCUGCAGUGCACCCCCUGGUCGUCAUCAUCGGAUGACAACGGCAACAGCAUCACCAGGCCUACGCCCGCAGACCUCGCCCACGUGCACGUCCACCGACCCGCUCGCACCUCGGGCCCGCAGUCGGCCGUGAUCCGCGCCGCCGUAGCCAGAGCAGAGCAGCAUCUCGUGUACGGCCGGCACGGAAGUGUCGCGCGAGAGUGGUGGGGGACUGUUGUAGUGGGUGGCGCCGUCAGUGCCGCCGCCGCUGCCGCCGGGGAUGGUGAGGAUGGGGUUGCAUCGGCGGCGGUGGACGUCGUGGCGGGCCCGAGAGGCUGGUUGCGUGUUGAGAGGCACGAGGUCCCUGGGUUCGGUCUGGGUAUGAGCGUCGAGGAGGCGCUGGUGGAGCGGGAGCGGCGACGGAGGGCUGUCGAGGAGGCAGGGUGGAAGGCCGGGAGCGUUUGGGGUGGCUUUGGAUUCGGAGAGGCAUAAUAUGCCACCUUGCUCGAUGGUCGUCUCGCUACUAUCUCUCGAAUUUCGGCCGUAUUGAACUUCACUUGCAAUCCGACGGCUUCGAGAAGCUACGAUACCCUCCUCCCUCCCUCCGGCAGGCGCCAGGUACUGCGCCGAGCAACACCUUCUCAAUCCUGGAACGGAUUUGUGCUCGAUGGGCGUGUGCCAUCCAUGAAAUACUGGGGCUUGGUCUUCAUCUCACCAUGCAUGCCACAUGUGGACUGGCCUGGACAGCACCGAAGAACCAGGGAAUCGCGAUAUCUACGAAUCAAACAGCUAAAGGCACCUAAACAGACGAAAGGAUGAUAAGAAUCACAAACAUGUCUAUAUGGUGACUGGCUAGUCAUCUUUAGGGAUGUUUUCACAAUGAUGAUAGUCCAUGUUUGGCAGUCACUCGGUGCAAUUGGAACAGCCAAUAACCCAAAUGAAAUAUUUUUCGAGUCCAAUACCCGAUGACUCCAGUUCGUCCGUCGUAAAGCAAUACAAUGCAAUAAAAAAAAUAAGAACAAAAAAAGCUAAGAUGGAAAAUCGAGCGAGCGAUAGUAAAUCGCGGUCCGCCACCAUGGGCAAAACCGUCGUGGUAUCAAGAUUGAAGUGAAGACCAAAUUGGAAACCACCGAGACGAAAGGGAAAAAAAGAAACGAAGGUCUCGCCUCCUGCUUAUGCAACAACCUCGAGGUGCUCAACAGCAUUCUCCUGCUCGGUCAGCUGCAUCUUAAUUCCCUUCUCAGCAGCAACAGCCGGUGCGGCCAGAGCCGCGGCCUUCCGCCUCUCCAUCUCCCUCUCGAUGCCGUGGUUGACGGCGUCCAAGACGGUGUCGACGGUGACGCGGGGCACGUACUUGGGAACGGUGCCGUCCUGGUAGACGCCAGUCUUGACCAGGAUAGAGUACCACUCGUUCUCGCUGACGGCGUCCAUGGCGUUGGUGCCGCGGAUGUCGCUCUCGGGAGUGUCGCCAACAAAGUAGACGGUCUCAGGCGGGGGUGCGCCGGAGGUGAGGCCGUGGCGGUCCUCGCGCCAGCGCUGGAGCAGACGCGUAGCGAACUCAAAAGUGGGAACCUGGGGCUUGCCGAAUGAGUGGGCGCGAAGGGUGCCCUUACCGCCAGUGACGUCGGAGAAGACGACCUCGACGAUGCGGCGGAGGGCGCCCAUGCCCAGGCGGGCGUGCUCGUGCUGGGCGGCCCAGAGGGUGUCGUUGUGGCUGAAGUAGACUGGGGGGCCCUCGUCAAAGGUCUCGGACCUGGUCUCGAGGCGGCCGCCCUUGCUCAUGGCGACGUCGAUGAUGAUCUGCAGGUCGCUGGCCCAGUCGCGGCUGUCGGCAAAGACGAAGACGGCCUCGAUGACAAUCUUGGACAGGUCGCCGCCGGUGCGGGCCAACAGGUCGCGCGAGUUGGAGUGCUCCUGAGGGGUGAGCUUGCGGAAGGGCGCCGUGGCGGCGUUGGCCUUGAUGAUGUCGCCCGGGGUGAUGACGUCCCGGAACCCGUAGCCCUCGGCCACCUCGCGGCACUUCUCGCCCUCGCCGCCGACCACCAGCACGGUGCGGUGCUCCUCGGCCAGCUCCCUCAUCGGUGUGUGGCCGCAGAUGAACUGACCGGUCGACACCUCGAUCUCGAGCUGGGCGGAGAGGUCCUUGCAACGCUCGGCCUCGGUCUUGCCGCCGCCGUUUGUGAGGAAGAUGUACGGUCUAUUUUUGGCGUGUCAGUGGACUCUGGGUUUCGGAUUUUUGUGGUGACAGGUGGGGGAGCUGGGAUGUUUUCCCACUUGGUGGGUCUAUUUUAUACUUACACCUUGACUCCAUACUUGUUCUCGCCGUUCAGGACCUUCAUGGCCUCGACCGCCUCGGGGAUGACCUUGCCUCCACGGAUGAGGACGCCGUCAAUGUCGAACGCAAACGCAAACUCCUCAGCGACAUCCGGAUCUGAGAGGGGGGUGAGGGCGGCAGUCAGGGGCGAUCCGGGGCUGUUGGGGGUGCCGGAGCCGGAAUCUGAUGCCAGAGAUCCGGGGCUGGUCGGUGUGGAGGAGUCUGAUUCUACGAGGGCGAGGCUCUUGAGCUCAUUGCGCAUCUCCUUGUCGAGCUGCUUGUCGAGUUUGUGGCGGGCUACAUCGAAGGCACCGGCGAAGCUGCUGGCCGACUGGGUCCGGACGGGGCCGGCGGGUCUUUGCGGUUGGGACGACAUUUUUUUUGGUAUGUGGUUUGUUUUGGUGGUUUGAAGGAGGUGCUGGUUUGGGAGGUUGGCUAUAGAAGAAGAAAAAAAGGAAUAGUCGUGAUGUGGAAAGCGCGAGUCCUUUUUUAUGGAAGCUCGAGAAGGCCCAGUGACGUUAUAGAGAUGAUGACGAUACUGGUGACGAUGUUGAUGUUAUCAGGCCAGCUAUGUUGCAAGUCAACUGUCAAGCAGAAAUCUUAAGUAUACUGAAUCAUGAAAGAUGCUAGCGUA
Molecule: messenger RNA, 3494 nt
Organism: Pyricularia oryzae 70-15
Lineage: Eukaryota; Fungi; Ascomycota; Sordariomycetes; Magnaporthales; Pyriculariaceae
Exons: 3
Coding region: 184-1038 (284 amino acids)
Source: RefSeq, a predicted model, not a curated record